Onychostoma macrolepis is the source of this 1614-nucleotide messenger RNA. It is a transcript of the gene tex261, whose product is annotated as testis expressed 261. Gene Ontology annotation, cellular component: COPII-coated ER to Golgi transport vesicle; Golgi membrane; endoplasmic reticulum membrane. The coding region runs from base 320 to 910 and encodes 196 amino acids. Gene Ontology annotation, molecular function: COPII receptor activity. The record is from RefSeq and is a predicted model, not a curated record. The transcript has 8 exons. Gene Ontology annotation, biological process: endoplasmic reticulum to Golgi vesicle-mediated transport. Lineage: Eukaryota; Metazoa; Chordata; Actinopteri; Cypriniformes; Cyprinidae.
UUGUGAUCAGACUCCCACUUCAGCUGCGCGGCGCGCUACGUCUGAGGAAGCCGCAGAAGAAACUUUGACCACUUCAGUUGUUAGCCUAGCAGUGGAGACACACAUCUCCUUUAUUGUUUACCAGUCCCGUAUUUAUUCGACUAGCCCUUUUAAAAAGAUGUGGUUUAUUUAUUUACUCAGCUGGUUGUCGCUGGCGGUGCAGAUAUGUUUCGUUACUCUCGCUAUCGAAUACGGGAUUGUAUUGUUUGCUAAUCGCUCCGCCCAUUUACAUGAUGACAUCCAUUCAGGAAAAGUUACAUUCAUGUGAUUGGCUUGGCUCAUGCUGAUUGUGGACAGUGUCGUAAAAAGAGUACAAAUGUCUGUCCACGUAGGCAGAUGUAUUAAUAAUGCUGCAGGCCUGUAUUACCUGGCGGAGUUAAUAGAGGAGUACGCAGUCGCCACCAGCCGCAUUAUAAAAUAUAUGAUUAUGUUCUCCACAGCGGUGCUGGUGGGACUCUAUCUGUUUGAGGGCUUCCCCACGUUCAUGAUCGGUGUGGGUCUCUUCACCAACCUGGUUUACUUCGGUCUGCUGCAGACGUUUCCAUACAUCAUGCUGACAUCGCCGAACUUCAUCCUGUCAUGUGCACUGGUUGUGUUAAACCACUAUAUGGCCUUCCAAUAUUUUGCGGAGGAGUACUAUCCAUUCUCUGAGGUUCUAGCGUACUUCACUAUAUGUCUGUGGGUGAUUCCGUUCUCAUUCUUCGUUUCUCUCUCUGCUGGGGAGAAUGUUCUUCCAUCCACUGUGCAGCAGGGAGACGAUGUGGUGUCAAAUUACUUCACUAAAGGCAAGCGGGGCAAGCGCUCAGGCAUCCUGCUCAUCUUCUCCUUCGUGAAGGAGGCCGUUUUGCCAAGCCGACAGAAGAUGUACUGAUGAAGCGGUUCAGAUGCACAUCAAACGGAGGGGUUUGGGAGGGUUUGUUCAGGCCACCGGCCCCUUUCAGUGGACAGCAUGUUUUUGUGGGAGGAACGAUAAUAAUGAGAUUGAAUCUGUAGCCGAGGGAGAGGACCAGAUCAGAACAAAUGCACACAAACCCUCGAAUGAACUUACUGUCUGUUGAUUCAUGUCUUCUUAGGCAUCUAAAGCCAUGAAAGGACUUGAGAAGUCUUUCAUUCGUGAAGGCUUGAUCUUUUGACGUGUCUGUACUGGAUGAUUAUGGAAGGGGCUUCGGCUUCUCUAGAGGCUCCUGCUGAUUUUCUUCUAAUCGCAUCACUUCGAACGCCAAUGUUUGUGUUCGCUCAUGAAUGAAUUGAGAUGUCUGGAUUAUUUGUUCACAUUUUAAAGGAAUGUUUUACCCUGAAUCCAAUGUUCGGUUGCUCGCUCUUCGCCACAUCUUACACUACAUGUAUUUGUUCAAGGUUAGACUUUUAUAAUGACCUGAUGUUGAGUCAGUUUCAGUACGGAUUGUUUGUGUUGAUUUAUAAAUCCAUUUUAUAUCAGCCGUUGCUGUGACAAGCAAAGAAAAGCUAGUUUUUGGGUAAAAUAUUGCUUUAAAUACUGCAGUCAUGAGAGCCAUAGUGUUGGCCAUGCUUAAUUUGUGUGCUGUAUAGAAAUAUAAUAAAAUUCAGUUGUAUGAG